CUGAAGUUGAUGUACAACGAGAGCGUCCCUGGAUCCGGCCGGCCGAUACGCGGCUUGACACCGCGGGUGGGCGUAGCGAGUUUAGCAUAAAGGAUAGACGCGUCCGCACACCAGCCUCAGACACCAUCACAACCCCUCUACCGUCCAGACGAGGUCCCUGAAGCCGGCUUCCUGUUGGUUAUCAAGCUCGACUUCGUCUCAGAUCCAGUUUGAAAUCGACUAGUCAGUCACAGUCUAAGAUUUGCAGUUCGUGACACCGUUCAUCCCACGAAGGCAAUCUUCAGAGCAGCAGGAUGGCCCAGAGAAGCAGACUACAACUGGUGAGUUUGCUGGUGUUCGUCGGGAGCUUCCAGGUUGACGUGACCACGGCGUGUGGAGGUGAGGAGAGGGCCAGCUAUCGGUUAGAGUUCCAAGGACUAUGGAGUGAGCGAUCUUUCCCCAAGAGCUACCCGAAAUACCGCAAAAGCGCACAGUGGUCUACGCUGAUCGGGCUAUCCCACAAUGACCGCUACACCAUGUGGGAGCCGGGCCAGUUGGUCAGCCAGCCCUUCAAGGACUUUGCGGAGGGUGAGGACCCGUCCGGCAAGCAGAUGCAAAGCGAGAUGGUCAAGCUACAAAAUGGGUCUGUCUUCGCGGCCAAGUCGAUCGGCAGUGGUACUGGACGGUCUACCACCACCGUGUUUGCACACAGAGACUACACAAAGAUAUCGUUUGCAGUUCGGCUCAUCCCGAGUCCGGACUGGUUCGUCGGAGUCAGUGGCUUAGACCUCUGUGAGGGGGGCUCCUGGCGCAAGGACCCCCUGCAGUUGGAACUGCAACCCUGGGACGCAGGCACUGACGGUGGGUUCUCCUUCACCUCACCUGACUACGUCACCAACCCCCAGGAGCCCAUCACCCAGAUCACCUCGCAACGCCCCAACCACCCGGCCAACUCUUUCUUCUACCCGAAGCUGGAUGCACUGCCGCCCAUCGCCCGGGUGACACUGGUGUGGCAGCCAGUGGGCGACGACAACAGUGCCUGGAUGGACAAGCUGGUCCCCGUGGCUACGGGGCUGGACAAGGCUGGAGAAGAUGUUCAGAUGCCCGGUGACAGCCCAGAAUAUGUCUUUCCAGGGAUAGACCUCCCUACAGAGCCAGAAACAGUCAUACCCUACGACUGUGAGGUCACACCCUGGGGGUCAUGGAGCCCUUGCGACACCCUCUGCAAAGUGGGGCUGCGACGACGCUUCCGGUUGGUCAUCCAGCCGCCCAAGAACGGUGGGCGAGACUGCCCAGACCUCAUCGCCGUGGAGGCCUGCCAGGCCAAACUGACCAAGCCUCAGAAGAGGUGCUCCAAGGCCCGCAUCAAGAAGGAGAUCAAGAAGUACAUGAAGAUCCAGCGACGGAACUACAUGGGCAAGAAGAAGCGAAAUAGGUUCAUCGUCUAAAACAAACAAGAUACAGAAACUUUGCCAAUGUGUCAGUUAACACAGCUUUGACCAGGCAACUUCUGAAAUAGAGAGACUUUUUUAAAUUUCUUAUUAACUUUUUUCUCAGUUAUUGACGUCUAGUGUCUGCAGUCCGACUGGAAAAUAUUGGACACAUCAAAUCAAAACAAAUUCCAAAUAAAACAAGAGCUGUUUGGGCUGAAUUGCUGGAACAGCUAAUUAUCAGUCAUGAAUUCUUGUAAGAGCAGCAAAACAGCGGAGACAAUAGAAAUAAUUUCACUGCUUUGAAUUUUAAAGCCAACAAGAAAGCAGGCAAAUUGUUACUCCAUCCCUUAGUCCACCUAUCUUAGCUCCGAUUGAAUUUGUCGUCUUUCUGCAAACUUAACAAUUGUAGCUAGGCCCCCUAAUGGCCACAUUUUUUGUAUUUUUUGUAAAGUUUUAAAAUUUAGUGCUGAAAUUGUGGAGAUGGUGAUUGCACUUACUUUCUGUGGUCUAUCCGGCCUUCUCUUGCCCGUGCACAAGUGAAAAUGUAUAAUUUAAUGUAAUGUGUAAAUAGAUGUAUAUUCUUAAAUGUUUGUUGCGAUCGCAAUAGGAAAAUACGCCCAGAAAAACAAUACAAAAUGAUCAACAAAAAUACAGUUCUACUCCCGUGCAUAAAGUGUGGAGGAAGUUAAUGGUUCUAGUUUAAAACACACAAAUUUCAGAAAAUGACAAAGGUAUCGCACUCCAUAUGAAUUUUUAUUUACGAACUCUUCACUUUUUGAUUGAAGACAUUUUUGUCUCGCAACAGGAAAAACCCUCUGCACAUCCCAAUUCAUUCAUACA
Molecule: messenger RNA, 2252 nt
Organism: Acanthaster planci (crown-of-thorns starfish)
Lineage: Eukaryota; Metazoa; Echinodermata; Asteroidea; Valvatida; Acanthasteridae
Gene: spon2
Product: spondin 2
Source: RefSeq, a predicted model, not a curated record